Molecule: messenger RNA, 5886 nt
Organism: Ornithorhynchus anatinus (platypus)
Lineage: Eukaryota; Metazoa; Chordata; Mammalia; Monotremata; Ornithorhynchidae
Gene: XPO4
Product: exportin 4
Exons: 23
Coding region: 289-3522 (1077 amino acids)
Biological process (GO): protein export from nucleus
Cellular component (GO): cytoplasm; nuclear pore
Molecular function (GO): nuclear export signal receptor activity
Source: RefSeq, a predicted model, not a curated record
UCAAUAAUGAACAACGCCAGCAUGCAGAGCACAUAUUCUUAUCAUUUAGGAAAUCAAAAUCGCCAUUUGCAGUUUGCAAACACAUUUUGGUUCUUCAUGCUUUGGAAGUAACAAUUGAAGAGAGGUGAGGAAAGUUUGUGAAAAUUGUGAUCGGUCAUUAACUGCCACCUGCCUGAGGUACCUUCUGAGAGGAACUAGCCUCUUUGUGCUGCUAGAGCAAGGUCACAGGAAAAAAAAACAGAAACCAGCAAGGUGGACUAUGUCCUUUUUCAAGCUGCCACAGCGAUAAUGGAAGCGGUUGUGCGAGAGUGGAUUCUCCUGGAAAAAAGUAGCAUUGAGUCGCUCCGAACAUUCCUCUUAACAUAUGUCUUACAGAGGCCCAACCUUCAGAAGUAUGUUCGGGAGCAGAUUCUGUUAGCAGUGGCGGUGAUAGUAAAACGAGGAUCGCUAGAUAAAUCCAUCGACUGUAAGAGCAUUUUCCAUGAAGUCAGCCAGUUGAUAAGCAGCGGCAACCCCACGGUGCAAACUCUGGCCUGUUCCAUUCUCACCGCCCUGCUCAGCGAGUUCUCGAGCUCCAGUAAAACCAGCAACAUCGGGCUGAGCAUGGAGUUCCAUGGCAACUGCAAGCGCGGCUUUCAGGAGGAGGAUCUUCGGCAGAUCUUCAUGCUGACGGUUGAAGUCCUGCAGGAGUUCAGCAGGCGAGAAAACCUUAAUGCUCAGAUGUCGUCCGUGUUUCAGCGUUAUCUUGCACUCGCCAACCAGGUCUUAAGUUGGAACUUCCUUCCUCCAAACCUGGGCAGACAUUACAUAGCGAUGUUUGAAGCCUCCCAGAACGUGACACUGAAGCCGACAGAGUCCUGGAGAGAGACCCUUUUGGACAGCAGAGUGAUGGAGCUUUUCUUCACAGUCCAUCGAAAAAUCAGAGAAGAUUCAGAUAUGGCCCAAGACUCGCUCCAGUGUCUAGCCCAGCUGGCCUCUCUCCAUGGACCCAUCUUCCCCGAUGAAGGCUCCCAAGUUGAUUACCUGGCGCAUUUCAUUGAGGGGUUGCUGAGUACUGUCAAUGGAAUUGAAAUAGAAGAUUCUGAAGCGGUGGGGAUCUCUAGCAUCAUCAGCAACCUGAUAACUGUGUUCCCUCGCACUGCUUUAACUGCCGUCCCAAAUGAACUCUUCUCUUCGUUUGUCAACUGCCUCACCCACCUCACGUGUUCUUUCGGGCGAAGCGCGGCAUUGGAAGAAGUGCUCGACAAGGAUGACAUGGUGUACAUGGAAGCAUAUGACAAAUUGCUGGAAUCCUGGCUGACUUUGGUUCAAGAUGACAAGCAUUUCCAUAAAGGCUUCUUUACCCAGCAUGCGGUGCAGGUUUUCAAUUCGUAUAUUCAGUGCCACCUAGCAGCCCCAGAUGGGACUCGGAACCUGACUGCCAAUGGUGUGGCCUCCCGCGAGGAAGAAGAAAUAAGUGAGCUUCAGGAAGAUGACCGAGACCAGUUUUCUGACCAACUAGCCAGUGUGGGCAUGCUAGGAAGAAUCGCUGCAGAACACUGUAUACCUCUUCUUACAAGCUUGUUGGAGGACAGAGUGACGAGGCUUCAUGGCCAGUUGCAGAGACACCAGCAGCAGUUGCUUGCCUCCCCUGGCUCCGCCGCCGUAGACAACAAAGUGCUAGAUGACCUGUACGAAGAUAUUCACUGGCUGAUUUUAGUCACAGGCUACCUCUUAGCUGACGAUACUCAGGGAGAGACCCCGCUAAUACCUCCGGAAAUCAUGGAAUAUUCCAUUAAGCAUUCAACCGAGGUGGAUAUCAACACAACCCUGCAAAUACUGGGCUCUCCAGGGGAGAAGGCCUCCUCCAUCCCUGGGUGCAACAGAACGGACUCUGUAAUUAGGUUAUUAUCUGCCAUUCUAAGAGCUUCAGAAGUUGAAUCUCGAGCAAUAAGAGCAGAUCUAACUCAUCUACUAAGUCCACAAAUGGGCAAAGAUAUCGUUUGGUUCCUGAAACGAUGGGCAAAGACCUACCUUCUGGUGGACGAGAAGCUGUAUGAUCAGAUAAGUCUGCCGUUUAACACGGCUUUUGGCACCGACACGGAGGGCUCUCAGUGGGUUGUUGGCUAUCUCUUGGAAAAGGUGAUCAGCAACCUGGCCGUGUGGAGCAGUGAGCAGGAUCUUGCCAAUGACACUGUGCAGUUGCUGGUGACACUGGUGGAAAGGAGAGAAAGGGCGAACUUAGUCAUCCAGUGUGAGAACUGGUGGAACCUGGCUAAGCAGUUUGCACGUCGAAGCCCCCCGCUCCAUUUCCUGUCUAGCUCUGUGCAGAGAACGCUGAUGAAGGCGCUGGUCUUGGGAGGCUUUGCACACAUGGACACAGAUACUAAGCAACAAUACUGGACAGAGGUUCUUCAGCCGCUUCAACAACGGUUCCUGAAUGUAAUAAACCAAGAAAACUUCCAGCAAAUCUGCCAGCAGGAAGAGGUGAAGCAGGAAAUCACGGCCACGCUGGAAGCCCUCUGUGGCAUUGCUGAGGCCACACAGAUCGACAAUGUGGCCAUUCUCUUCAACUUUUUGAUGGAUUUCCUGAACAACUGCAUCGGGCUCAUGGAGGUUUACAAAAACACCCCAGAGACUGUGAAUCUCAUCAUAGAGGUGUUUGUGGAAGUUGCACAUAAACAGAUAUGCUAUCUUGGAGAGACCAAAGCGAUGAACCUUUAUGAGGCCUGCCUGACCCUACUCCAAGUCUACUCCAAGAAUAGUGUCGGGCGGCAGCGGCUCGAAGUCACCGCCGAGGAGGAGCAGUACCAGGACCUGCUGCUCAUCAUGGAGCUUCUCACCAACCUCCUCUCCAAAGAGUUCAUAGACUUCAGCGAUACAGAUGAAGUUUUUCGAGGACACGAGCCAGGGCAAGCGGCCGACAGAUCAGUAUCGGCAGCUGAUGUGGUUUUGUACGGUGUGAACCUGGUCCUUCCCUUGAUGUCCCAAGAUCUUCUGAAGUUUCCAACCCUGUGUAAUCAGUACUACAAGUUAAUCACAUUUAUCUGUGAGAUCUUUCCUGAGAAAAUUCCCCAGCUUCCUGAAGACUUAUUUAAAAGCCUGAUGUACUCCCUUGAGUUGGGAAUGACGUCAAUGAGCUCAGAGGUUUGCCAGCUCUGCCUGGAGGCCCUGACGCCACUGGCUGAACAGUGUGCCAAGGCACAAGAGACAGAUUCGCCUCUCUUUUUGGCAACAAGGCACUUUCUGAAGCUGGUUUUUGACAUGCUGGUGUUGCAGAAGCACAAUACAGAGAUGACGACAGCAGCAGGCGAGGCCUUUUACACGCUAGUGUGCCUGCACCAGGCGGAGUACUCCGAGUUGGUGGAAACGUUACUGUCAAGUCAGCAAGACCCAGUCAUUUACCAGAGGCUAGCAGAUGCCUUCAACAAGCUGACCGCCAGCAGCACUCCUCCCACGCUGGACCGGAAGCAGAAAAUGGCCUUCCUGAAGAGUUUAGAGGAGUUUAUGGCCAAUGUUGGAGGUCUCCUGUGUGUAAAAUAAGCGACAGAACUCUGCUCAGUUUAGACCCUUUCUGCAAAAUGCACUGAAAUGCUGAAAGCUGACUACGUCUUGUUCCUGUUCCUGGAUUCUUGAUAACCAUUAUUGGACUCGGAAGGACCUGGAAGAUGAUACAGUGAAACGGGAGAGGUCAACUUGGAAUCAGCUUCUGCUACUAUGUGUUAGCCACAAUCGGUCAUCUGUGUGCCUGUGUGUGUGUGUGUGUAGAGAAUGAAUGGCAAUUUGAAAUUUUCACAGAAAUUCCAUAUAUGUGCAAACAGAUGUGGGCACCGCAAAAAGUCUUUUCAGUGCCUUUUCCCCUGUUCGGUUAAACACGUGGCCAGGCGAAUUUUAGAAUUUUUGUUACUGAAAACUUUAUUAGAUGGGAAGUCUGCUUUAGGUAUACAGAGCUGUCCCCAGUUUUGCUGUUUUAAGCUUUAUCUUUCCUCUCUGAAGACUGAGUUUGUGAUCCAGUGGAAAGAAGCCCCCCCACAACACCAAAUGACAUUUUUUAACUUCUGUGUGUAUUUUGUUUUAUUUUUUCUACAUCAACCAGGUUUAUUGGUUGUUUUAUGUCAUGCAUACGCUAUUGAUGCCUGAAGUUCAGGAGCAAAAAAAGUAUAGGUUUUGGUCCCCUCAAAGGAAUUUUAGGAACUGUAGCCAUUUCAUUGCCUUAACUUACGAGGGAAGCAAAAUGGAAAAGGGGAAGGUACGUUUGGUAAGAAACCAAGUCUCGCUAUGGGGCUCCAGACUCAGUUUUGGUUGUCUCUCGUCAGCUGCUGGGAACCUUACUGGGUCUCUCUCGGGCCCGGCAGCUCUGGGGCUUGGUGUGCCCACGCUGUAGACAACUGUAGCAAGGUCUACACUGAACUGUUGCUUGAGCAAUAACAAUCCAGAGGUGGCAGGUAAGCCACUGGCGUGUAGCUGCUGGGCUGUUAAGGAGAAAAAUGAAAUCGUAGUCUUUUGUUAUUCGGUGUCAGGUUUGGUUUGAACAGCAGCCCCUCGCUUCUGAAUUCAGGGGUGAGUGUUUAAAGGCGUUUUUAGAAUCUGUAGCAAAUCUCACGGGUUUUGGAUUUUAAAUCCUUCCAUUCUUGUUUUUUCCAUUCAGGAGCCCUGCCUGGGUGCCGCCUGUCCCAUAGUGGGAGAGAGCGUCUGUUUGCCAGCUAAUUGCCAGAGUCCCGCCUAAUUGUAGUGAAGUGUGAGCGCAGACCCUGUCAUGCCGCCCCAAACGUCCAGGGUGGGGCAGGGGCCGCGACUUCGUCUCACUGUUGGCCGACGCCCUUAGGCUGUGCCGGUGUCCGGUUUCCGGGUGGUCUUUACGUUUGUACAAAGUGUGUGCAGAGUGUGUGUGUGUGUGUGUGUGUGCGCGCACGCGCUCGUGGGUGCGCACACACGCGUCCCCCUUAACUUGGGUGUACAGAACCUCCCACUGCAGCUCUGUGUCCAUCCCCAGACUACGAGAGACGGCCGAUCUGUGGUGCCUCAACUGUUUGCCCACGUGGGGCUGAGGGGCCAGCACUUUCUGAGGAUUUUCAGGGCACUGUCCUCUCAGUUUAUCCACCACUGAGACACAGCGGGUUUGCAGCAGCCAUUUUUCCGGCUACUGAUCGGACCCUUCACCUCCCAAAGCUCCCUUUGAAGUAAAGCAUGGCCCUGUCAGGAUCUUUCAAUACUGCAACUAUUUCCGAUAAAAUAUUGUUAGGUUUCUUCCCCAACUCCUAUUUGCUCCCUGUGGGGUUUUAACCUGCAACAGCAGUCUUUCUCCCUCCACUUCACUUUUGUGCUCGUGCAGGUCGGGCCCGCAUGUGCUGUCACAUUGUUGGAUGCCUUCUUCCUCCCCUGGACCGGCCGGGCCCCCGGGCCCCCGGGGCCUUCCCGGGUUCUGCACCGGUGACCUCCAGCCAGUCUGGCCCAGCGGACCCAAAAAAUUGGAGCAGGGCAGGCCUGUCGGGGAGUUGAGCGGCAGCAUCGGUGCCGAUGGGCUUUGUUUUCACCGGCCAAGGGGCAGCCUGCCCAGGGAGCCGUCCGAUCUGCUCCCGGUCAUGGCCGGCCUCGACCCGAAGAUGCUUUCGGUUCAUCGGCCCUCCCCACACCGACUCCGUCACCAAAGUGGUGUCUCUGGUGGGAAAUCGUGGAAGGAAACGCAGGAUGAAAACGAGAAUGCCAGUGUACAUCCCGAGAGGAUUCGGGGUUCGGAGAACAUAGCCCAUGGUCGUUGUGGUUUCGUUUGUGUUUCUGUGUGGGUUAGUGUUUUUAAAGGAUUCUGGCCCAGAGCGUCAAGAGCAUAAUCUUGUUCCAUUAUGUUGAUUUCCCAGAAUUACUGGCUAUCAAUUGUCAGCAAAGAUUAAACAGCAUUUUUAACACUCA